Molecule: messenger RNA, 931 nt
Organism: Eucalyptus grandis
Lineage: Eukaryota; Viridiplantae; Streptophyta; Magnoliopsida; Myrtales; Myrtaceae
Product: ELMO domain-containing protein 2-like
Exons: 4
Coding region: 557-916 (119 amino acids)
Source: RefSeq, a predicted model, not a curated record
AUUCCAUCUUGCUCAUCUCCCCGCCAAGUAAUCCCCUACCCAUUUCCAUCUCGCAUGGUCUUGUUACUUACAUUGAAUCCUCUGGUUCUGAUACUAGCGUCUCAAAAUGUGCACCAGCUAUAAUUGUUGGAUUCUGCGUAGCUGAUGGUGGAGCUUCAUCUAUUCUACGUGUAUCCUGCAUUUUGAUUUCCCUCUUUUUAUGUUUUGUCCCCGUUCAGCAUCUGACUGUUAAAUAGACUUAUGUCUGUUGUUUCAGAGUCAUCCUAAUUGCUAAUCUUGAGAGACCGUGGUCACAUUCUAUUCCCAAUGUAGGAAAUGUUAUUUUCCUUCACUUUUGAGUAUUCUAUGCCUGUUGCAUGGGAUGGACUAACAAAUGUUCACGCAGUGAGGGGUUUAUCUCUGUCUCUUUUGUCCUGCAUUAUUUAGAUACUAAAGUUGCUUCCAAAACACAAACGUAAGUUGAUGAGGAUGAAAUUUACUGGAGACAGAAAGGGGACAAUGAAGAGUUGGAAUGGUCACAUUACGCAAAAUCACAGUUAGCUCAAUGUUUUAAUUCAUGGCUGUUGUAACUAAUGCUAUGGUUGGACCAAGAUCCUGGAUUGGAGGACUCUUCAACCGCUCCACCAACAGACGUAAUGACAAAUAUGUUGACUAUCCUUACAGUCCUCUUCAGGUGCAACGGCUUCAAAGACUUCAAGAACGUUUGCAAGUACCAUUCGAUGAGACACGCCCGGAUCAUCGGGAAUCUCUUAGAUCAUUGUGUUAUGUUGCCUUUCCCAAUGUUGUUUUGACGGCCUUAAUAUCGGAGCAAUGGAAAGACAUGGGCUGGCAAGGUCAUAAUCCAUCAACUGACCGGACUGCCAGAUGUGUGGAACGAACUCUUGUAUGCCUACAUUUUACAGAAUUAGACUCCUAAACAUAAGAAAUAGAU